GCUGUGCUCUUGGCCAGAGGGCCAGUCCGCCGGCGUGCCGGGGUUGAGCGCCGUGCAGGCAGCCCUGGAGGACAUGGGCGACAAGCCCCCCGGAUUCCGGGGCUCCCAGAGCUGGAUUGGCUGUGUAGAAGCCAGCCUCUGCCUCUCCCACUUCGGAGGGCCCCAGGGGCGCCUAUGUCACGUGCCCCGUGGCGCGGGGCUUAAGGGGGAAGUGGAGCAGCUCUACUCCCAUUUUUCAGGGGGUGGGGGGCCUGUAAUGGUGGGAGGAGAUGCGGAUGCCCGAGCCAGGGCCUUGCUGGGAGUCUGCCUGGGGCCAGGCACGGAAGCCUACGUCCUGGUACUGGACCCUCACUGCUGGGGCGCCCCGAAAAACCCCAAUGAACUACAGGCUGCUGGGUGGGUGGGCUGGCAAGAAGUAACCAAAGCCUUUGACCCAAACUCCUUCUACAACCUGUGCUUGACCAGCCAUAACUCUGAAAAGCAGCUACAUACCCUGGACUGAGGAUAAGGGCCCAGAACUGAGACUGCCUUUGGCACCAACCCAUGUCUCUGGCCACAUACAUGCACACCCUUCCACUUCUCAAAGGCAAAGAGAGUUGUCUGAUGGCAAGCCCCAAGGUAGUCCCAGCAAAGCCUGGGGCAUUUGGCAUCAAUAAAGUUGGCAAGUCCCAGCUGACAAUGGCCCCAGCCAAUCUUGAGAGGAUUUGGGGAGAUACAUAAUAUACACUCA
This is a messenger RNA of Trichechus manatus latirostris (Florida manatee), 730 nucleotides long. It is a transcript of the gene UFSP1, whose product is annotated as UFM1 specific peptidase 1 (inactive). Lineage: Eukaryota; Metazoa; Chordata; Mammalia; Sirenia; Trichechidae. The transcript has a single exon. The record is from RefSeq and is a predicted model, not a curated record. Bases 74 to 502 code for a protein of 142 amino acids.